This is a messenger RNA of Aspergillus fijiensis CBS 313.89, 1765 nucleotides long. Its product is annotated as UDP-N-acetylglucosamine diphosphorylase. The transcript has 3 exons. Gene Ontology annotation, biological process: UDP-N-acetylglucosamine biosynthetic process. The record is from RefSeq and is a predicted model, not a curated record. NCBI's taxonomy places the organism in Eukaryota, Fungi, Ascomycota, Eurotiomycetes, Eurotiales, Aspergillaceae. Gene Ontology annotation, molecular function: UDP-N-acetylglucosamine diphosphorylase activity. Bases 141 to 1697 code for a protein of 518 amino acids.
GCUCAUAACAGCUUCUUCUCCUUUUCCUCUUCCUUCAUUCUUGCUCUCCCCCAGUUCUUCGCUCUUUUUUACUCCUCCUCCCGUCAGUCUAUCUUACCUCUGAUACCCUUUGAUUUCCUUUUGAAGUAUCGCUGUUCAUCAUGGCUGCCGCCGCCAUCAAGGAGACCGUCUCCAACCUUUUCCACAGCCAGCCCGAGAACGCUCUUCGGGAGCCAUCGCCCGAAGAAUUCCAGCAGCUCAGACAGAAGUACAUCGAUGCCAAACAAGAUCACGUUUUCGCCUUCGUCGACGACUUGAAGUCCGCGGAGAAGACCCAGCUUUUUCACCAACUGAGCAAUUUCGACCCCAACCGGAUCAAUGAGUUGGCCGACAAGGCCUUGAACCCUCCAAAGGCCCAGAAAGGUCCUGCCUCCCUGGAACCCCUCCCUGAAGUGGCUACCGCCUCUAUCCUGGAUUCGGACCCUAGCGACAUCCAGAGAUGGUAUGAGGAAGGACUUCAGUUGACUGCGGACAACAAGGUGGCUGUGGUCCUGAUGGCUGGUGGGCAGGGAACGCGCCUGGGUAGCUCCGAUCCUAAGGGCUGCUUCGACAUCGGCCUUCCGAGCCACAAGUCUCUCUUCCAGAUUCAGGCGGAGCGCAUCGUCAAGUUGCAGCUUUUGGCCAAGAAGGUUACUGGGAAGGACGCUGCCAUCCCAUGGUAUGUGAUGACCAGUGGUCCUACUCGCAAACCAACAGAGGAAUUCUUCCGCAAGCACAACUAUUUCGGAUUGGACAAGAGCAAUGUGGUCAUUUUUGAGCAGGGCGUCUUGCCUUGUAUCUCCAACGAAGGCAAGAUCCUGAUGGAAAGCAAAUCCAAGGCAGCCGUGGCUCCCGAUGGCAACGGUGGUAUUUAUCUGGCCCUUAUCACCUCCGGCGUCAGAGAGGAUAUGCGCAAGCGUGGAAUCGAGCACAUUCACACAUACUGUGUCGAUAACUGUCUCGUCAAGGUUGCUGACCCCGUUUUCAUCGGUUUCGCCGCCUCGAAGAACGUUGAUAUCGCUACCAAGGUAGUCCGGAAGCGCAAUGCUACUGAGUCCGUGGGCUUGAUUCUCCAGAAGAAUGGCAAGCCCGACGUCGUAGAGUACUCCGAGAUCGAUAAGGAGACAGCCGAGGCCAAAGACCCUAAGCAACCCGACGUGCUCAAGUUCCGUGCGGCGAAUAUUGUCAACCACUACUACUCGUUCCGUUUCUUUGAAUCGAUUGAGACAUGGAGCCACAAGCUGCCUCACCACGUGGCCCGCAAGAAGAUUCCCUGCAUCAACACCGAGACUGGCGAGUUCUUCAAGCCGGAAAAGCCCAACGGCGUCAAGCUCGAGCAAUUUGUCUUCGACGUCUUCCCCAUGACGCCACUGGAGAAGUUUGCAUGCAUCGAAGUGCGCCGCGAGGACGAAUUCUCGCCACUGAAGAACGCUCGGGGCACCGGCGAGGAUGACCCCGACACCAGCAAGGCGGACAUCAUGAACCAGGGACAGCGUUGGAUUGAGAAGGCGGGUGGUGUUGUCGUCACUGAGGGUGAAGCCGUUGGUGUUGAAGUCUCCCCACUGAUCAGCUACGUAAGUAUACCCCCUCUGGUCCGCAUUCCGCGCCAUGACACAAUGGAGACUAAGACACCUGGCCGUGAGAUCAAGGCCCCGGCGGUCAUUGAGAAGGAGGAGUGAACUCGCCCACACAAACUAUCAUAAGCAUCGACCAGCUGGGAUGGAUUAAAGUGCAUGUAUGGACAUAU